GGGAGUAUUGUGUAAUUCCACCGGGCAGUGCCAUGCCAUUCUCCAGUGCAUGUGAUGUAAGAGGAAAGCUGUCUGUGGUCACAGCAUGUGUUCUGUUUGCCUGGAGAUUUACAGCAGCACAGGAGUAAACAUGAAUUCGGAACACAGCGACAAAAAUAAACAACAACAGCUGGAAAAGAGAUGAGUAAUGACUGCUUUCAUGGACGCACUAGAGAAGAGGGCAGUAAUCUGCAUGCACACAGCACCAUGUUAAUCGUCACAUGCAUCACCAUGGCAAUGGAGCCAUAAUAUAAAAUCAGACACUACGUGACUGAAUUGAAGGACAACAAAAAGAAACCGAAUGUCAUGAGAUGUCAAUACUAUUGCCAACAAGUCAUUAUUCAUUCAUUCAGAAUUGCAACUACAGCCUUGGGUCAAAUGUGCUAUUAGCACCACGUUACGACUUGCACCUAUUCAAGAGCAGAAACGUUUGGACCAAGAUAAGGAUCCUUACAUGGUACACAUUUAAUUGUGAAAAAAUCCAGAAUUCCCUUUCAACCGUGGGUUAACCGAGUGGGCUACACCUCCCCUUCUAACGUCACACUGCCCUCCCCUCUCGGUGCCCCCAGCGCUUCCCAGUCUGUGGUUCACUCGUCUCUGUUUACCUCUACUAAUCCCUCACAUAGCCGUCUCUCUCACUCUCUCUCUCUCUCUCUCCCUUCCCCACAUUCUCUCGAUUGCUGUCUCUCCUCCCCUUUCAUGCUCAGAGCUAGCGGCUUGCCACACGACCCACACUGCCUGCUACAUGAUCUCCUGGAAAAUAGAGCUCCGUGUUUUUGUAGCUGCUUUUCGCUGCACGAGCCUUUGUAGAUUGCAAUCUAGGAGACAAGGAAAGAUGCCUUCACGACAAACCUGACUCUAGUCAUCUCCAGAUGCACCCCUGUCCCCUUUCCUAGUAUCUCACCCCCUGACCUUUUACCCCAUCCCCUCUCCUUUACCCUUCUCCAAACCUCCCUCUCUUAAUCCCCCCCAAACCUCCCCUUCACCUCGCACCCUCUUGACAAUGUUCUCAUGUGUACGCUGGCUUCAGCCUUUCCUUGCCUUGCUGUCCUCUACCUUGAUAUCUUGCGGGUACAACUGUCCAUCCAGCUGCUUGUGUCCGGACCAUCACACCGUGGACUGCACAGGUCAAGGGCUCACCCGUCUUCCAGACUCCAUCCCUUUGGACGUGAGGAGACUCCUUCUGUCUAACAACUGGAUUCCCUGGAUCCCUUCUGAUUUCCUGGUUCUCUACAGUGAUUUGGUCUAUUUGGAUUUAAGGAAUAACUCUUUAACGAGGCUGGAGCCUGGGACUCUGAGCACAUCCUCCAGGCUGGUCUAUCUGGACCUGGGGAGCAACAACUUGACUGAGAUCCCCUCUGGAACAUUUGGGGAGUCCCGUAGUCUGAUCAAGCUACGGCUAGGGAACAAUCCAUAUUUAAAUAUGGUCAGCAAGGACGCCUUCUUGGGCCUCACCUCCUUACGAGAGCUUGAGCUUGAGAGUAAUGCUCUCUCUGGCCUGGACGUUGAAGUGCUGAGCCAGUUGCCUUCCUUGCGGGUGAUACGACUGGAAGGCAACCCCUGGGUAUGCAACUGCAACUUUGCCAAACUCUUUUUGUGGCUUCUGGAGAAUCAACACAAGCUCCCAAAUGGGUUGGAGGGUAUGGAGUGCUCUCUUCCAGUAGAUGGGCAGCAGGUGUCCCUCAGCGAUCUUUCUGAGGACAGUUUUCGGGAGUGCCAGGGAUUGCUGACUCUCACUGAUUAUCUCAUAGUGAUUUUUUCUGGGAUUUGUAUUUCAGUGGCAGCCAUUAUCGCCAGUUUCUUUCUGGCUUCCACCAUCCACUGUUUCCAGCGGCUCAAAUCCAAAAGGACAGAUGAAGAGGAGGCAGAGGACUGAGGGCGGACACAAUGGAAGUUACAAAUUUCCCAUGAUGCACCGUUCAUUGGAAGCCAAGGGUUGGGAUAAAGAGGUGAACAACUUUAUUACCAUGACUAAAGAGCCCGGAAUUAGGCCCCUGUGCAACUAUUCGGAUUUAAAACCUUCUCUGUGAAGCAUCAUGUGGGUUUUUUUAUACUUGAACAUCAAUGAUUGAAUUGAGCCUUAAGACUAAAACUGUUCCUAAAAAUGCAGUUGAUGAAACCACUGUCCCCUGUAUUCAGCAUUAUAUUUUGACAUCAAUUAGCAACAAUGGUCUUUUUAUGGAAAUGAGUUAAUUAGUAUUUUCUACAUGAUUUAUUUUUUGGUAUUGUGUACAUGAAUCUUGCUCCGUUGUAGUAAGGUUUAGCUAAUUGCACUUUAAAGUAUACAGAUGAAGUAUUGCACACAAUCCCAGUGAGCCAUAAUGUAAGCCAGUUUUUCAUAUACCGCAAUGGCACUUAUCACCAAAGAACUAACAUGAGCAUAUUUGUGACAUACGUGUUUCUCAAGAAGGGUUCAGGCGCCAGUCAAUUAGAUUAUAUUAUAAAUAUAUGUGUUGUUGUUGUUGGUGACCUACGAUGACAUGCAGACUUUUUAUAUAGAAACCUAACUGUAGAUGAAGAUGGGUUGCAGUUAUAGUGAAUACUCACACAAGGUAUUUCAAAGGUUGAAUUAAAAGGGAACGUUUUGUCCGUUUUAUGUCAACUCUGUCUCAUUAAAUUCUUUCCUUUUUUAUUUUAUGAAAUGACUAAAUAAUAAACAUUGACGCCAAA
Messenger RNA from Danio rerio (zebrafish), 2709 nucleotides. The record is from RefSeq and is a predicted model, not a curated record. NCBI's taxonomy places the organism in Eukaryota, Metazoa, Chordata, Actinopteri, Cypriniformes, Danionidae.